Dromaius novaehollandiae (emu) is the source of this 3099-nucleotide messenger RNA. It is a transcript of the gene SCRN3, whose product is annotated as secernin 3. The transcript is spliced from 7 exons. Bases 16 to 1275 code for a protein of 419 amino acids. The record is from RefSeq and is a predicted model, not a curated record. Gene Ontology annotation, biological process: proteolysis. Gene Ontology annotation, molecular function: dipeptidase activity; cysteine-type exopeptidase activity. Lineage: Eukaryota; Metazoa; Chordata; Aves; Casuariiformes; Dromaiidae.
CCGCCGCCCGCCGCCAUGGCUGCGCCGCCGCCCCGCUCCUGCGACACCUUCGUGGCGCUGCCGCCCGCCGCGGCGGGGGGCCGCGUCGUCUUCGGCAAGAACUCGGACCGGCCGGCGGAGGAGGUGCAGGAGGUGCUGUGCUUCCCGGCCGCCGCCCACCCGCCCGGCGCCCCGCUGCAGUGCACCUACAUCCAGGUGGAGCAGGCAGAAAACACCUACGCCGUGGUCCUGAGUCGUCCGGCCUGGCUCUGGGGGGCCGAAAUGGGCGCCAACGAACACGGCGUUUGCAUUGGGAACGAAGCGGUGUGGGGAAGAGAGGAAAUCGGUGAUGACGAAGCUCUUCUAGGCAUGGAUCUCGUAAGGCUUGGACUCGAGCGAGCGGACACAGCUGAAAAGGCCCUUACUGUCAUAGUUGAUUUGCUAGAAAAAUAUGGACAGGGAGGAAACUGUAUGGAGAGCCAUAUGGCUUUUACAUACCAUAACAGUUUUCUGAUAGCUGACAGAAAGGAGGCAUGGGUACUGGAGACCUCAGGAAAAUAUUGGGCAGCAGAAAAAGUAGAAGGUGGUGUACGGAAUAUUUCUAAUCAGCUCUCUAUCACAACCAAGAUUGACAGAGAACAUCCAGAACUGAGGGAAUAUGCCAAAAGCAAGGGCUGGUGGGAUGGGGAAAAGGAAUUUGAUUUUGCUGCCACGUAUUCUUAUGUAAAUACUGCCAGAAUGACUACAUCCAGAGGCCGAUACUGUGAAGGCUAUAAACUUCUGAACAAACACAAAGGCUCUAUUACUUCUGAAAUAAUGAUGGAAAUUCUUCGUGACAAAGAGAGUGGCAUUAACAUGGAAGGUGGAUUUAUGACAACUGGAAGUAUGGUCUCUGUAUUGCCUCAGGAGCCUAGUCUCCCUUGUAUUCACUUUUUCACAGGAACUCCAGACCCUGAGAGGUCUGUAUUUAAGCCUUUCAUUUUUGUGCCCAAUAUUACACCGUUACUAAAAACUAGCUCCCCUACAUUUGGUCCUGAUGAUCCAGUUAAGAAACAACCACGUUUUCAGACUAAGCCAGAUCGAAGACAUGAGCUCUAUAAAAAACAUGCAAGUGCUGCUGUAGUUAUGGAAACUACCAAGGGAAAAGGUAAAAAGAUGCUGGAACAGAUGCAGAAGUUGGAGAAACAGAAAAUCAGUGAAAUGGAAUCAAUCCUGCAAAACAGAUGUCUUGACAUUAACCAAGCUGUUAACCUUUUUUCACAGUGUGUAGAAGAAGAACUCAAAAUAUAUACAUAAAGCUACUAUUUGAAUGCAGUAUAAUACUGUUUUAUGAUUACCUGUUCUAAUUAAGUGGAUAUAUACAUUACAUCUUAUUUUCAAUAUACCAGUAACUAUGGACAGUUUAAGAGAUGUGGAUUCAUAUUUGAGCCAAACAGUAUGAAGCAUUGCCUCAAAGGCUCUUCAGAGCUAGGGAGUAGCUUUGUCUACGAGUGGCAUACAGCUGUCAGCAGAGAUCGAUUUGCCAACAAGCUGAGAGGCAGUUAGAAAGCAAGAUACUGGACUGACUUACCUGGACAAUAGAUUGUCUAUUAGAAUCCCUUCAUUGGAUGAAGAACACCAACUCUGAUUUAGACAACUCCCUUCUAGUUAUACGCUUAUGUAGCUUUUAUUAUAAAGAUUAUCAUCGCAGGAGAAUUUCACAUUAUCUGAAUUAAAAUGGCAACACUGGAUGACUUCCUAAAAUAUGGAACUUGCACUGAAUAAAAAGGAAAGUGAUAUGCAAGUCAAGCAAGAUCAAUUUCCAACUGUUUGAUAAAGCCCUUUAAGAUAUGUUUCAUAUGUGAACCGUCUACUCCUUUAAUGCAAACUGAGUAAUUCAAACUGAGAAUAAGAGUCCAAGGUAUAUUAAAAACAAAUCACAGUUACAAUUGUACAAUACUUUGUUCUAAAAUCUGAUCACACAAAAUUCAACAAUUGAAGUGUCUUGCAGGUUACCACAGUUAGUUUUUCACUUCCCUAUCUCCCUAUUUUGCCCACCCUUAAUCUGAAAAAUACUUUUUUUACAUACAAUAUGAUUACUGUUAAUUCUGCAGUAUAUCACACUGGAUUGUUUUGAAAUGUUUCUUGAAUUGUUACAUUUUUUUAAAUCAGGCAGCUAGAAAGGAAGAGGUCAGUGUACACAGGGAUAUAAAGUAUACAUAUAUUCAUCAUGACCCUUAAAAGGACUUUUAAAUUUUCCACUUCAUAUGCACCCUUUUAAUCGUAUCUUAUCUUUCCAAAAUUGCUAGUCAAGGAGUUGAUUUAACACAGCUUUUUUCUUGCCAGGCAUUCUUCCUUCCUGAUUGUGUGUAGAUGUAGUGAUCAAUCUGUGACUUUCUGCAUGAUCUAGCGGAUAAGUAGUGCAAUAGUUCUUCAUAAGCAUAUAAUGUUAACAGAAUUAAGUAUGCCAGAUAUCUUUUGUCUUGUUGACUUUGACAUCUAGGACUCUGAGCUUUUUUUUUUUUUUUUUUUAAUGAAACCAAGUGUCCAGUGUUCGCUAGGAGAAACAGAAUCCUCAGCCAAUGCUGUUAACAACUGUUUAUUUCAGUAGCUUGCCCUUUUGUAUUUUUGUGUUCUUAUAUACAUAAAAUACGCUGAAAUUUAGUCAGUUUCUAGAAUAAUUUCAGAUGCUAAAGAUGUGGAUACAAACAUCCAGUUUUCUCCUUUUAUAAAUUGUUCUAUAUCCCCACUGAGAAAAAAAUGCAGAAGAAAUACAUAUGCAAUUAACUUUGUAGAAUGCUGCUAAAUGAAUGAGAAAAUGAGCUUGCCAGAACUUGUUCUUCCUGAUCCUACAGGGAAAGUAGAGGUUAAUUUGGGAAACUAUGUUCACCUCCACAGCAGGAAACUAAUGGAUCAGUAAAGAUCCUUGAACUUUAUAGUUCCAGUGAUCUAGUUUUACUGAUCUGUGUAUCAAGUGGCUGCAGCAAGUCAGAUCAUCUACAAAAGUAGGCUUAAAUUUACUGUGAAUCUUUUGUUCCUGCGCUGCCAACAAAAUUUCUAAGAAGCUCAAUAGGACAGUGGACGCUCAUCAACUGGAAGAUACAUUUAAUAAAAUGUGGUAUUUUACCCAUUUUCCUCAUA